Gastrolobium bilobum is the source of this 1909-nucleotide messenger RNA. RefSeq names its product glucose-1-phosphate adenylyltransferase large subunit 3, chloroplastic/amyloplastic-like. Gene Ontology annotation, molecular function: glucose-1-phosphate adenylyltransferase activity. Gene Ontology annotation, biological process: glycogen biosynthetic process. Lineage: Eukaryota; Viridiplantae; Streptophyta; Magnoliopsida; Fabales; Fabaceae. The record is from RefSeq and is a predicted model, not a curated record. The transcript is spliced from 15 exons. Bases 150 to 1730 code for a protein of 526 amino acids.
GCAAAUUCUCCAUUCUCUGUACUAUACACACAAUGCCUUUACUCUUAACUACGUAUAUAGUAAUGACAAGAUAUAUAUAAUAUAGAGAAGAGAACAUCAUCAAUAUUUACUACUGAAAUUCCCACUUUCUCCCUCCAGUGACCGGCAAAAUGGCAGUCUCAGCCAGUAGCUGGAUGUCACUCUCCUCUGCUGUUCAGUUUCAUAGACCAAUAGGAGGGAAUGGUAGGAACUGGGGUCUUGUAAAGUUUUCUGAUGGAGAAGUCAUGGGUAGGAAGCUGAAGCUAACUCAACUAGAACAACAAGGAGGUGAUAAUAAUGCAUGUAGAAAGAGUUCUAGGAAACAUAUAUACAUGUCCCUCUCUAUUGAUGUUGCCAACGAAUCCAAGUUAAUAGACCUAGAUAUGGGAAAAAGGGACCCAAGGACAGUUAUGGCAGUUAUACUAGGUGGAGGUGCUGGAACUCGUCUCUUCCCUCUCACAAAGCGCCGUGCCAAACCUGCUGUUCCUAUUGGAGGUGCUUACAGGCUGAUUGAUGUGCCAAUGAGCAACUGCAUCAACAGUGGCAUCAACAAAGUGUACAUUCUCACUCAGUUUAACUCAUUCUCACUAAACAGGCAUAUUGCACGUGCUUACAACUCUGGUGCUGGAGUCACCUUUGGAGAUGGCUAUGUUGAGGUUCUUGCAGCCACUCAAACUCCAGGGGAGGCAGGUAAAAGUUGGUUUCAGGGUACUGCUGAUGCUGUAAGACAGUUCCACUGGCUAUUUGAGGAUCCCAGAAGUAAGGAUAUUGAGGAUGUAUUGAUUCUAUCUGGGGAUCAUCUCUACCGAAUGGACUACAUGGAUUUUGUUCAAAAUCAUCGGGAUAGUAAAGCAGAUAUCACUCUUUCUUGUCUGCCAAUGGAUGACAGCCGUGCCUCAGAUUUUGGUCUAAUGAAGAUAGACAGUAAAGGAAGGAUACUUUCAUUCAGUGAAAAGCCCAAAGGGAAAGACCUGAAAGCAAUGCAAGUAGAUACAACAGUAUUGGGCCUUUCCCGGGAUGAGGCUGAAAAGAAACCAUACAUUGCUUCCAUGGGAGUGUACGUCUUCAAGAAGGAUAUACUUCUUAAUCUAUUAAGAUGGCGCUUUCCAACUGCAAAUGACUUUGGAUCAGAGGUCAUUCCUGCCUCUGCUAAAGAGUUUUACAUGAAGGCUUAUCUCUUCAAUGACUACUGGGAGGACAUAGGGACCAUCAGAUCAUUCUUUGAGGCAAAUCUAGCCCUCACUGAGGAUCCACCCAGGUUUAGCUUUUAUGAUGCAGCAAAACCUAUGUAUACAUCAAGGAGAAACUUACCUCCAUCGAAGAUUGACAAUUGCAAGAUUGUUGAUUCAAUCAUAUCACAUGGGAGCUUCUUGACGAAUUCCUUGAUAGAGCAUAGUGUAGUUGGAAUCAGAUCCAAAAUAAACUCAAACGUUCACUUAAAGGAUACAGUAAUGCUUGGUGCUGAUUUCUAUGAAACUGACUCUGAAGUGGGAGCACUGUUAGCUGAGGGAAGAGUUCCAACAGGAAUAGGAGAAAAUACAAGAAUCAAAGACUGCAUUAUUGACAAAAAUGCAAGAAUUGGAAAGAACGUUGUAAUAGAAAAUUCAGAGGGUGUUCAAGAGGCUGAUAGAUCUUCACAAGGUUUUUACAUCCGUUCUGGUAUUACCGUUGUAUUGAAAAACUCAGUAAUUGAAGAUGGAUUUAUCGUAUAGUAACUUCACCAUCAUUUGUAAAAUCAUUACGGUAUUAUAUACUAAAAUUUUGUUUGACCUAUUUUGAAUGGGACGGGAAUCAAACAAAAUAACUACUACAACUUGGGAGUUAGUAUGCCCACUUUUUGUUCUCAUUUUAUAAAUAAUAAAACGUUUUAUUCAUAUUGCAAUAGCAUCAG